AUGGGUUGUUUUUCCAGCAAACAUACCUCCCAAGAUUCAAAUGGAAUAGUUCCUUUACAUGUUAAAGUUUGUCCAACAUGUAAACGACAAUACACACAACGCGGAUGGUGUCAACCAUGUAUCAAAGAGAUAGAUCGAGGUGGUUUCGGUAUUGUUUAUAAGGCUACCUGGGAUCUUGGUCCAAAAUUAUACUGGGAUGAUUCAAAACGUCACUGGGUACGUGAGGGAGAAAAACAAAUAGCUCUUAAACGUUUAUAUAAUUCCAAUAAGGCAAAUCCGGAAUUUUGGAAUGAGAAGCAAAGCGUUUCGUAUCAAUUUAUUUCCGCUGAAAAUGAGAGGAUACGAUUAUUAGAACAUCUUGGUUCUCAAUUGGAACCUUUCAAGAAACCACAUCCGGAAUCUUUUUAUAAAAGCCGUCUUUUAAAUUUUCCUGAUUUACCAACUCCUCGCAAUAUUCACGACAGCUUUUGUGAAUCUAAUGAUCAAGCUAAGUCCUUUUCAAUUUCUGGAAUGUCCGGUGAAGAUGAUAAUAAUCAGAAAUGA
Funneliformis caledonium is the source of this 543-nucleotide messenger RNA. Lineage: Eukaryota; Fungi; Glomeromycota; Glomeromycetes; Glomerales; Glomeraceae. The record is from the annotation of a GenBank genome assembly.